GUUGCAGGCGAACCGAAGUACCUGUGCUUGACACUAUACGCCCGUCCCGGAUGUACUAUGCGCGCUCUUCAGCCUCAGUAACAUGGAGAUUUACGCUGCUACGCCGUCGCCCAUGGCGUAGAUUUGUCGCUACAACCCAGGCCAGCAGCGAUUCUGACUCCAGUAUUUCAAGGACGCUUUCGGCUACGGAACCUCCCUCGCCUUCUUCCAUCCUCGGAAAACUACCCUCUCUGGAUACCUUGCGCUAUCCGACACCAUUUAUAAACGAUGAGCAAUUCACGUCGUUCUUGGAACCGCUUUGGUCGCAUUGGUGGCGGAUAACCGUAGACAAGUCGUUCCCUGGGCGGGAGGCCAUCUUCCUUCACAGGCAGUACAAGUUCUUUGGAUGGAAAGGUGCCAUGGCAUUCGUAAAUGAGGUCGACAUGCUGGCACGCCAGGAGAAAGUGCGUGAUUCAUACCCUCUUAACUGACUCUGGAUCGAUGCUAGUUCGCAGCACCACCCUAUUAUCUCCAUCAGACCGGGCAUCCCAACUUUAGUGACCUUACUGUUGAACACUCACUCCUGCCUGCGACAUCCAACAGGAUGGGCGCCCCUCCAUUUCCCCCAGCUCGGUGUGGUUCAAACCGCGAGCGUUGCGACCAUUCAGGACGGAACAGAUCAACGGCCCGAUCCUCUCCAAGAAACUUCACAAAUAGGUGACACUACCGAAGAAUCUUCUGUUGCAAUUUCAGAAUUGGCUACUGGACCAGACCUGGAUAAGCCACCCCUCAUUACAUUUCCUGGACUAACCAUUCGGGACAUCCGGUUCGCCUGGUUGGUGGAAGAUAUCUUCGCGUCCAAGUUUCUCGUCCCGAUUUCGCGGUCUUCAACGUCCCGCGGAAUAGAGGCAGAGGCGGCAGAUUAUGAAGACAAGGAACACCUGCAUGCCCCGGUGUCGGUGGAGGCAAUUAUCGUCCACGAACGCCACCUAUUGUCCGGGCGUAUUUGCAGUUCUUGUGGUGGAUUACACCGGGUCGAGAGCUGCACAGCAUCCGAAGAACAACGCGAAUGGUGGCAGGCGUACAAGGGUCGGCGACGGCAACUCGUCGCUCGAUUGAGGUACCUCACUCACGAAGACGAGCGACGAGCAAGUAAACCGUGGCUGCCUUGCGUCUACUGUGGCGGGGACCACUGGCGUAACCUCUGUCCUUUCGCGCCUCCAGGGAAGAGACUAGAGGAUCACGAACUAGGAGGCGAACGUCAGACGUUUAAUCGUCCAUGCGUUAUCUGCCACGGCAAUAAUCACCAUGCUCGUGACUGUCACCAACGGUUCACGAAGUCGCCUCCGACUCCAUGUCAAAUCUGCGGCGGCGACCACUGGAAGGUUGUCUGUCCCAAAGUCGCUGAAAGAGGAGCACAACGACAGCACAAAAGAGAGCGGCAAGCAGCGAAGCGUUCUCCCACCCCUAUCGCUCGCUCGCUACCUAUUCCAGACAUCAACUCCGAUUUAUCCCUUGCGGAUAUGACAGAUAAGAAGUCGCCUUAUCACAAACGGAGGGCAAGCUAUCUCGGGGUGCUGAGAAAUAGCGAC
Messenger RNA from Punctularia strigosozonata HHB-11173 SS5, 1571 nucleotides. RefSeq lists its product as uncharacterized. NCBI's taxonomy places the organism in Eukaryota, Fungi, Basidiomycota, Agaricomycetes, Corticiales, Punctulariaceae. Gene Ontology annotation, molecular function: 4-alpha-hydroxytetrahydrobiopterin dehydratase activity. The transcript has 4 exons. The annotation marks the transcript as partial. The record is from RefSeq and is a predicted model, not a curated record. Gene Ontology annotation, biological process: tetrahydrobiopterin biosynthetic process.